ACAGCCAACCAUCCAAACGAAAUUUAAGAUAAAUGUACAAAAAGUGUUGUUGAAUUAAGAACCAUUAUCACUAACAACUAAAAAAAUAUUCGCUUUUAAUCAGGUUUGGAAUUUACGAAAUGCCUGGACGCAUGGAUACUGAUGAAAAUGAUUGUGUGAUGCCAGUUCGAUCUGCUAAUCCGAUACGCGCAAAAAGUUUGAUACGCGACAAUUUGGAGAAACAAGCCUUAAUAAAUUCAUUACACUCCAGAAUGCCAAACAUUAAAGUGUUUUCGGGUACAUCGCAUCCGGAUUUGGCCCAAAGGAUUGUCGACCGUUUGGGUAUCGAUUUGGGCAAAGUCGUAACGAAAAAAUUCAGUAAUUUGGAAACAUGUGUUGAAAUCGGUGAAUCUGUACGUGGCGAAGAUGUCUAUAUUGUACAAUCUGGUUCCGGUGAGAUUAACGAUAAUUUAAUGGAGUUGCUGAUUAUGAUCAAUGCAUGCAAGAUUGCCUCAGCAUCUCGUGUUACAGCUGUGAUUCCUUGUUUCCCAUAUGCCCGCCAAGAUAAAAAAGAUAAGCUGGCUGGCUCAGAUGAUGGCGGUGAAAAGCGUAUUAAAAACUUCGAUUGGAAAUUUAGGAGUCGUGCUCCUAUCUCGGCGAAAUUGGUUGCAAAUAUGCUAUCAGUGGCCGGUGCAGAUCACAUUAUAACCAUGGAUUUGCAUGCAUCACAAAUUCAGGGUUUCUUUGAUAUACCGGUUGACAAUCUUUAUGCUGAACCAGCCGUCUUAAAAUGGAUCAAAGAAAACAUUCCAGAAUGGAAGAAUUCUAUUAUUGUCUCACCAGAUGCUGGUGGUGCUAAACGUGUUACGUCCAUUGCUGAUCGUCUCAAUGUUGAGUUCGCUUUAAUUCACAAGGAACGUAAGAAGGCCAACGAAGUGGCUUCUAUGGUGCUUGUCGGUGAUGUUAAGGAUAAAAUCGCCAUAUUGGUCGAUGAUAUGGCUGAUACUUGUGGUACAAUUGUGCAUGCUGCCGAUCGUCUCGUUGAAGCAGGUGCUACCAAGGUCUAUGCCAUUUUAACACAUGGCAUCUUUUCGGGACCAGCGAUUUCACGCAUCAACAAUGCUUGUUUCGAGGCUGUGGUUGUAACAAAUACCAUACCUCAAGAUGGUCACAUGAGAGACUGUCCCAAAAUCCAGUGCAUUGAUGUCUCUAUGAUGUUUGCCGAGGCUGUGCGAAGAACACACAAUGGCGAAAGUGUUUCUUAUCUUUUCUCAAAUGUUCCAUAUUAAGAACUACUUUUAAACAAUAUAAUUUUUUAAAUUUUUUUUAAAUAUACUUUUAUAAUUUUAAUUCAAAUACUUUAAACAACAAUAAUAUUUUUUUCUUUUCCUAAUUUCAUAUACAAACACAAAAAAAAAACUACCAACCACAACCUCUACUUUAAUUGAUUUUGUUUAAAAAACAUUAUGAUGUUAUAUUUUUGCCAUUGUUUAUAACGUUUUUUUGAAAUAUUUUUUAUUUAUAAAAAAUAUUUUUCUUAUUUUCGUUCUGUUAAUGAAUACUUUUAUUUUCUUUUUUUUCUUUCUAAACAUAAUUUUUAAAAAAACACAUACAUAAUUUAAUUAAGACGAUGUUAAAAAUUGCUUUGCCAUUUAAAUGAAAAAUCACUGUUUUUAAAAAGAUUUUAAAUUUAGUUAAAAUAAAUUUAUUAAACACUCACACACCACUUACACUUUAACAAAAAAAUAAAUAAAAUUGUACUCAUUUUAAUUUUUUUCUAACUAAAACAAAAGAACAUUUAAAUUUUUACUCAUCUUGUAAACAAAUUUUCUCAACAUAUUUUUCUAACACCUUUUAUUUGUUUUAUGAUUUUUUAACCACAAUCAGAGCACUUUUGAUCAGAAAAAAAUUAAAUUCAAAUAUUUUUUAUAUAGCAUAUUAAGAUUGUUUCACUAAAGAAAGAAAUAUACAAACAAAAAAAAAACAUUGAAUAGUAAAAAAUCAACUCUUGGAAAUAAUUUACAAAUUAAAGUAAAUAUUUAAAACAUAAAUAAAACAAAAAUAAUCAUUGUUAUAGUUAAGUCUUCAUUAUUAAAACGCAUAGUUCAAGAAAACAAAAAUAAACAUAAUUUGAAAGUAAAUUAAAAAAAAAACAAACAAAGUAAAAAAAAUUAAUAAUUAAAAUAAUGAAUAACUAAAGUAAACAAAAAAAACAUACAGAAAAAAUAAAUAAAUACAUAUAAGACAAAAAA
This is a messenger RNA of Calliphora vicina (urban bluebottle blowfly), 2231 nucleotides long. RefSeq names its product phosphoribosyl pyrophosphate synthetase (gene Prps). The coding region runs from base 120 to 1268 and encodes 382 amino acids. The transcript is spliced from 9 exons. Gene Ontology annotation, biological process: 5-phosphoribose 1-diphosphate biosynthetic process; ribonucleoside monophosphate biosynthetic process; purine nucleotide biosynthetic process. Gene Ontology annotation, cellular component: ribose phosphate diphosphokinase complex; cytoplasm. The record is from RefSeq and is a predicted model, not a curated record. Lineage: Eukaryota; Metazoa; Arthropoda; Insecta; Diptera; Calliphoridae. Gene Ontology annotation, molecular function: ribose phosphate diphosphokinase activity; ATP binding; magnesium ion binding.